GGCCGGGAGGAGCCGCCGGGGUAGAAGCCGCACUUGUUAGUGUGGUGGGAGGAGGGGGCCGGGGGACGCCGACGCCGACACCGUCACCCAGGGACGCCGAGAAGGCGGGAGUGGGGGUGGGGGCGAGGUCAGGCUCCGACCCCCGGCCGAGGGGAUGAGGGGAGCAUGGGCGCCAAGGAGUCACGGAUCGGAUUCCUCAGCUACGAGGAGGCGCUGAGGAGAGUUACAGAUGUGGAGCUAAAGCGACUCAAAGAUGCCUUCAAGAGGACCUGUGGACUCUCGUAUUACAUGGGCCAGCUCUGCUUCAUCAGGGAAGUGCUUGGGGAUGGAGUGCCUCCAAAAGUUGCUGAGGUGAUUUACUGUUCUUUUGGUGGAACAUCUAAAGGGCUGCACUUCAAUAACUUAAUAAUUGGACUUGUUCUCCUUACAAGAGGAAGAGAUGAAGAGAAAGCAAAAUACAUUUUUAGUCUUUUUUCAAGUGAAUCCGGGAACUAUGUUGUACGAGAAGAAAUGGAAAGAAUGCUGCAUGUGGUGGAUGGUACAGUCCCAGAUACACUCAGGAAGUGUUUUGCAGAGGGUGAAAAGGUAAAUUAUGAAAAGUUUAGAAAUUGGCUGCUUCUAAACAAAGAUGCUUUUACCUUCUCCCGUUGGCUGCUGUCCGGAGGUGUGUAUGUCACCCUCACAGAUGAUAGUGACACUCCUACUUUCUACCAAACUUUGGCUGGAGUCACACAUUUGGAAGAAUCAGACAUCAUUGAUCUUGAGAAACGUUAUUGGUUGCUAAAGGCUCAAUCCCGGACUGGAAGAUUUGAUUUAGAGACAUUUGGCCCAUUGGUUUCACCACCUAUUCGUCCAUCUCUAAGUGAAGGCUUAUUUAAUGCUUUCGAUGAAAAUCGUGACAAUCACAUAGAUUUUAAAGAGAUAUCUUGUGGGUUGUCAGCCUGUUGCAGGGGGCCCCUUGCUGAAAGACAAAAAUUUUGCUUCAAGGUGUUUGAUGUUGAUCGUGAUGGGGUGCUCUCCAGAGUUGAACUCAGAGACAUGGUGGUUGCACUUUUAGAAGUCUGGAAGGACAACCGCACCGAUGAUAUCCCUGAGUUACAUAUGGAUCUCUCUGACAUUGUAGAAGGCAUAUUGAAUGCACAUGACACCACAAAGAUGGGCCAUCUUACUCUGGAAGACUAUCAGAUCUGGAGUGUGAAAAAUGUUCUUGCCAAUGAAUUUUUGAAUCUCCUUUUCCAGGUUUGUCACAUAGUUCUUGGUUUAAGACCAGCUACUCCAGAAGAAGAAGGACAAAUUAUUCGGGGAUGGUUAGAACGAGAGAGCAGAUAUGGCCUGCAGCCAGGUCAUAAUUGGUUUAUCAUCUCAAUGCAGUGGUGGCAGCAAUGGAAAGAAUAUGUCAAAUAUGAUGCCAACCCUGUUGUAAUUGAGCCAUCAUCUGUUAUGAAUGGAGGAAAAUAUUCAUUUGGAGCAACAGUACAUUGUAUGGAACAGAGUGAAGUUGGAGGCAGCAUCAGUUAUGGGAAUGCAGAAGAGAAAUUUUCAGACAAUGUUUCUUCUGCAUCUGAAGCCUCGGAAACCACUGGCAGUGGCUUUCUGUAUUCUGCCUCACCUGGGGCAGAUAUGUGUUUUGCUCGACAACACAACACUUCUGACAAUAACAACCAAUGUUUGUUAGGCGCCAAUGGGAAUAUUUUGUUACACCUUAAUCCUCAGAAACCAGGGGCUAUUGAUAAUCAGCCACUAGUAACUCAAGAACCAGUAAAGGCUACAUCAUUAACACUAGAAGGAGGACGAUUAAAACGAACUCCACAACUGAUCCAUGGAAGAGAUUAUGAAAUGGUCCCAGAACCUGUAUGGAGAGCACUUUAUCAUUGGUAUGGAGCAAACCUGGCCCUACCUAGACCAGUGAUCAAGAAUAGCAAGACAGACAUCCCAGAACUGGAAUUGUUUCCUUGCUACCUUCUCUUCCUGCGACAGCAGCCUGCCACCCGGACACAGCAAUCCAACAUCUGGGUGAAUAUGGGUAUGAUGAGCCUGAGAAUGUUUCCUCAACAUUUACCAAGAGAUAACAUGAGAGGCAAGAUGUGUUGUUGCGCUUUUAGAAAUGUACCUUCUCCGAAUGCACCUUUAAAGCGAGUCUUAGCCUAUACAGGCUGUUUUAGUCGAAUGCAGACCAUCAAAGAGAUUCAUGAAUAUCUGUCUCAAAGGCUGCGCAUCAAAGAAGAGGAUAUGCGCCUGUGGCUGUACAAUAGUGAGAAUUACCUUACACUUCUGGAUGAUGAAGAUCAUAGAUUGGAAUAUUUGAAAAUCCAGGAUGAACAGCAUCUGGUCAUUGAGGUCCGCAACAAAGACAUGAGUUGGCCUGAGGAGAUGUCCUUUAUAGCGAACAGCAGUAAAAUAGAUAGACACAAGGUUCCCACAGAAAAGGGAGCUACUGGUCUGAGUAACCUGGGAAAUACAUGCUUCAUGAAUUCAAGCAUCCAGUGUGUUAGCAACACACAGCCAUUGACACAGUAUUUUAUCUCAGGGAGACAUCUUUAUGAACUCAACAGGACAAAUCCCAUCGGUAUGAAAGGUCAUAUGGCUAAAUGCUAUGGUGAUUUAGUACAGGAGCUCUGGAGUGGGACUCAGAAGAAUGUUGCCCCAUUAAAGCUUCGGUGGACAAUAGCCAAAUACGCACCAAGGUUUAAUGGAUUCCAACAACAAGACUCCCAGGAGCUUCUGGCUUUUCUCUUGGAUGGUCUCCAUGAGGAUCUGAACCGAGUCCAUGAGAAGCCAUAUGUGGAACUCAAGGACAGUGAUGGCCGACCAGAUUGGGAAGUAGCUGCCGAGGCGUGGGACAACCAUCUGAGGAGAAAUCGAUCAAUUGUUGUGGAUCUGUUUCAUGGGCAGCUAAGAUCCCAGGUUAAAUGUAAGACAUGUGGACAUAUAAGUGUCCGAUUUGACCCCUUCAAUUUUUUGUCUUUGCCACUACCAAUGGAUAGUUACAUGCAUUUAGAAAUAACAGUAAUUAAGUUAGACGGUACAACCCCUGUACGAUACGGACUAAGACUAAAUAUGGAUGAAAAGUACACUGGUUUGAAAAAACAACUGAGUGACCUCUGUGGUCUUAAGCCAGAACAAAUCCUUCUUGCAGAAGUACACAGUUCCAACAUAAAGAACUUCCCUCAGGACAACCAAAAAGUACGACUGUCAGUGAGUGGAUUUUUGUGUGCAUUUGAAGUUCCCAUCCCUGCAUCUCCGGCUUCUGCUUCCAGUCCGAUACAGACAGAUUUAUCAUCUUCCCCAUCUACAAAUGGCAUAUUCACACUAGCCACCAAUGGGGAUCUGCCCCGACCAAUCUUCAUCCCUAAUGGAAUGCCAAACACUGUCGUGCCGUGUGGAACUGAAAAGAACUUCACAAAUGGACUGGUGAAUGGUCAUGCACAAUCUCUUCCUGGCAAUCCCUUUACAGGGUACAUCAUUGCUGUCCACCGAAAAAUGAUGAGGACAGAACUGUAUUUCCUGUCAUCUCAGAAGAAUCGCCCCAGCCUUUUUGGAAUGCCGUUGAUUGUUCCCUGUACUGUGCAUACCCGGAAGAAAGACCUCUAUGAUGCAGUUUGGAUUCAAGUAUCACGAUUAGCCAGCCCACUGCCACCUCAGGAAGCUAGCAACCAUGCUCAGGAUUGUGAUGACAGCAUGGGCUAUCAAUAUCCAUUCACUCUACGAGUUGUGCAAAAAGAUGGAAACUCUUGUGCUUGGUGCCCAUGGUACAGAUUUUGCAGAGGCUGCAAAAUUGAUUGUGGGGAAGAUAGAGCUUUCAUUGGAAAUGCUUAUAUUGCCGUGGACUGGGACCCCACAGCCCUUCACCUUCGCUAUCAAACUUCCCAGGAAAGAGUUGUGGAAGAGCACGAGAGUGUGGAGCAGAGUCGGCGAGCACAAGCUGAGCCCAUCAACCUGGACAGCUGUCUCCGUGCAUUCACCAGCGAGGAGGAGCUGGGGGAGAAUGAGAUGUACUACUGCUCCAAGUGUAAGACCCACUGCUUGGCAACCAAGAAACUGGAUCUCUGGAGGCUUCCCCCGAUCCUGAUUAUUCACCUUAAACGAUUCCAGUUUGUAAAUGGUCGAUGGAUAAAAUCACAGAAAAUUGUUAAAUUUCCUCGUGAGAGUUUUGACCCUAGUGCUUUUUUGGUACCAAGAGACCCCACUCUCUGCCAGCGUAAACUACUCACAGCCCAAGGUGAUGACCGGUGUGAGCCAAGGGUUCUGGCAGGAGAAGUGAAGAGGCCGGAUGCCCAGAGUUCAGCUGGGGAAGAGGAUGUGCUACUCAGCAAGAGCCCGUCCUCCCUCAGCGCGAACAUCGUCGGGAGCCCGAAAGGUUCACCUUCUUCAUCCAGAAAGAGUGGAACCAGCUGUCCCUCCAGCAAAAACAGUAGCCCUAACAGCAGCCCAAGGACUUUGGGGAGAAGCAGAGGGAGGCUCCGGCUACCCCAGAUUGGCAGCAAAAAUAAACUGUCGAGUAGUAAAGAGAACUUAGAUGCCUGCAGAGAAAAUGGGGCUGGCCAGAUCUGUGAACUGACUGAUGCUUUGAGCCGAAUGCAUAUACUGGGAGGCAGCCAGCCUGAACUUGUCACCCCUCAGGACCACGAGGUAGCUUUGGCCAAUGGAUUUCUUUAUGAGCAUGAGGCAUGUAGCAAUGGCUAUAGCAGUGGUCAGCUUGGAAAUCACAGUGAAGAAGACAGCAUUGAUGACCAAAGAGAUGACACUCGUAUUAAGCCCAUUUAUAAUCUUUAUGCAAUCUCGUGCCAUUCAGGAAUUCUGGGUGGGGGUCAUUACGUCACAUAUGCCAAAAAUCCAAACUGCAAGUGGUACUGUUACAAUGACAGCAGCUGUAAGGAACUUCACCCUGAUGAAAUUGACACCGAUUCUGCCUACAUUCUUUUCUAUGAGCAACAGGGAAUAGAUUGUGCACAAUUCCUGCCUAAGAUCGAUGGCAAAAAGAUGGCGGACACAAGCAGCAUGGACGAAGACUUUGAGUCCGAUUACAAAAAGUACUGUGUGUUACAGUAGAGUACCACUCUGGCUGCUAGACAGGCUGUUGGUGAGGGAGAGGAGUCCUUGUAGCUGACAUUUGGCAAAGGCAUCAGUGAAAGGCAAGCUAAAUGUAGUUAUUUUAUCCUGUGACCCUGAAGCACAAAAUAAAAUUCCUAAUUAAAAUAGCA
Ochotona princeps (American pika) is the source of this 5201-nucleotide messenger RNA. It is a transcript of the gene USP32, whose product is annotated as ubiquitin specific peptidase 32. Bases 166 to 5049 code for a protein of 1627 amino acids. The record is from RefSeq and is a predicted model, not a curated record. Gene Ontology annotation, molecular function: calcium ion binding; cysteine-type deubiquitinase activity. Gene Ontology annotation, biological process: protein deubiquitination. NCBI's taxonomy places the organism in Eukaryota, Metazoa, Chordata, Mammalia, Lagomorpha, Ochotonidae. The transcript has 35 exons. Gene Ontology annotation, cellular component: Golgi apparatus.